AUGGUCCACGCCGACCACGACGAGCCCUCCUUCUUCAACGAUGGAGCCAACCACAUCCAACGACAGGUUCAUCAGCUGUACCGCACUAGCUCUCCCACCAGGGCUCUAGUCUUUAGAUACCUCGAUGAACACCCAGAUGCCCACCAGGAGUACCUGGAGUUGUUGCGCCCUUUUGGCCCUACGGGUCCUCUCAACCCAUCCUUCGGCGCAGAGGUCGCCUCAGAAAGCGACUUCCACCUCAGUGCAACUGCAGAGGGAUACUUCCUGCAGCCAGACGAUGGCUUGCAGGAAGAUCUCUGGCAGCUUGUUACUGGUGUAGAAGAGGCCGCCGACGAGCUGGAGUUCGAGUAUCCUUCGGAUCUCGAAGGCUUUGGAGUGGACGACGCCGCUGACGAUGAGGUGCCACCUCAAGCUGGUCCUGAGGUGCUCCUAGACAUCAUCAACACCAACAGCAUCGACAGUGACGACGUCGACCCUCACGUCAAUAGUGACGGUGACGACAAUGCCAAUGGUGCCACCAUUGUCAGCAAUGACACUGUUAUCAUCGACAGCAGUGACGCCGACCCCGUGGCGAACAAUGACAAUGGCCCCGAUACCGACGACACCACCACUAUCGACAACACAGCUGCCAGCACUGUCAGCAAUGACGCCCCGGUGGCCGCAAGCAGUGCCGACACCAACAUGGUCCCGUACCCGGCCCCAGCCCACUUGAUUGUUGCUUCUCGCAGUCAACCGGCGGCUCGUGCCUGGGCCUUGUGGGAAGAAGAUGCAUGCAUUCGUCAUAUGCUUGACAUCCACCACGAGGGCCAGAUCCAAGGGGAAGCUCGCUUUGCCGAGGCGCUGCGUCGCAUGCAGGUCGUGGACGGCUGCAAGAGGACUGCCGGUGGUGCUGUGAAGAAUUUCUGGAAUCGCAAGGGCCGUCUUCGCUCUCAGUUCGACGAAAGACGCAACAAGCGCGCACCGCUGGCGACAUCCCAGCAAGGCAAGAAAGUAGCGCAAACCACCACUACAUCCAAGCAACGCAAGACCACUCUUUCACCCCAUGUUACAAAGUCACGCAGCACGACGAAGCGCCGCCAGAAGACGCCAGAGUACUCCUCUGAAGAAGACGAAGACGAAGAGUCCGUCUACAUUGUUGAGAGUGACAAUGAAGAACCUGAACACAUCCAACAGUCGCACAAGAGAAAGGACAGAGACGUCGACAGUGAAGACGACUACCAACCAUCUCCAACCCUCAUAAACUCCGUUGCCAAAGGCUUGAGAACGUCAAAGAGAGUCCGAUCGAUAGCUCGGUGCUGA
Molecule: messenger RNA, 1299 nt
Organism: Cladophialophora carrionii CBS 160.54
Lineage: Eukaryota; Fungi; Ascomycota; Eurotiomycetes; Chaetothyriales; Herpotrichiellaceae
Exons: 1
Coding region: 1-1299 (432 amino acids)
Source: RefSeq, a predicted model, not a curated record